AUGAAAGCUAUUAGGCAAUGUGCAGGAGGCAAAGUGUUGUCUAAACAGCCGUCUUUCCAGAAAUUCAUGGAAUAUAAGCAGGAUAAGAGUAUGUCAGAAAUAAUUUUAAUAUCCUGUGAAAAUGACGUUCACAUGUGUCAAGAAUAUUUUGCCAGAGGAUUAG
Molecule: messenger RNA, 163 nt
Organism: Rangifer tarandus platyrhynchus (Svalbard reindeer)
Lineage: Eukaryota; Metazoa; Chordata; Mammalia; Artiodactyla; Cervidae
Source: the annotation of a GenBank genome assembly